Molecule: messenger RNA, 1416 nt
Organism: Penicillium riverlandense
Lineage: Eukaryota; Fungi; Ascomycota; Eurotiomycetes; Eurotiales; Aspergillaceae
Product: putative CUE domain protein
Exons: 1
Coding region: 1-1416 (471 amino acids)
Biological process (GO): DNA alkylation repair; DNA repair
Cellular component (GO): nucleus
Molecular function (GO): zinc ion binding; dioxygenase activity
Source: RefSeq, a predicted model, not a curated record
AUGGAUGCAUUUGUUAAGAAGAAGCCCCGAUUCUCUCAUCCAGCCGAUGAAACAGAAGAUUCCACCGAUGUCAAACUGGCCAUCCUGGCAUCGCUGUUUUCCGCAGUCAAGCAAGAUGACUUGCUGGAUAUCCUCGUGUCCUGCAACGGGUCCGUAGAGGAUGCAUCAUCACUGCUAUCCUCGCAAGAUCCCGCAAAAUCACCGGGACCAUCACCGGCUUCCAAGAAGCGGGCUGCUUCCGGGCCAUCAUCACUUGGCGUGCAGACAUCUCUAUCAUCUCACAUUCUCACAACCAGCAAAGAUGGAUCUCUCGUCCCCCUAAACGCAAGCAAGCAAAGAAUACCACCCACCACCAAAGGAAAGACACUACACCUCUACAGCUUAGAGGACAUCGCUGCUUACACACCCUGCACAAUCAUCCACAACUUCCUCCCGGCCGAGGAAGCAAACGCUCUCCUCCUCGAGCUACUCGAUGAGUCAAAACAUUUCUCACGAUACGAGUUCCAGCUUUUCAACCGCACAGUACACAGCCCACACACCACCAGCGUGUAUGUAUCCACGCCUGAAGAACUCCGACAGCAGACAUCAGAAUAUACCUACGGCGGAACUUACCGGUCAAAUGUGCGGCAGGCGACCCCGCAACUACGUCGUGUCUCGCGCACAGUCCAGCGGACUGUCAAUGAGGAGAUCCAGAAACGGAUCCGGGAUGUAUAUCCCGAUGGCAAGAAGCUCAAAUAUCAGUCUCCGAAGGAAUGGAAACCCAACGCGGCAUUUGUCAACUGCUACGAUGGUCCGCAGGAGAGUGUGGGGUAUCAUUCCGACGAACUGACCUAUCUCGGCCCACACCCGGUGAUAGGGAGUCUGAGCUUGGGAGUUGAGCGAGAGUUUCGAGUUCGUCGAGUUAUUCCCCAAGAAGAGGAGAACACAGAAGAUGAAGAAAAAGCAAAGUCCCCUUCCGGUGAUCGAAAAGCAUCAUCAUCUUCUACCCGCGCAGACGCCCAAGGCCAAAUAUCAAUCCACCUACCCCACAACUCUCUCCUAGUCAUGCACGCCGAGAUGCAAGAAGAAUGGAAACACGCCAUCACGCCUGCACAGACUAUAUCUCCGCAUCCUGUUUCAGGAAACCGGCGUAUCAACGUCACGUAUCGAUGGUACCGUGAUUCUCUCCACCCUCGAUACACGCCGCGAUGUCGGUGUGGAGUGCAUGCUAUCUUGCGGUGUGCGCAACGGAAGAAGGAAACGAGGGGCCAGUACAUGUGGAUGUGUCAUGCUUCGUUCACGCCUGGGAAGCAGGGGUGCUCGUUCUUCCAGUGGGCUGUGUUUGAUGAUGAUGGCGAGCCGGUGUGGGAUACGAAACGAGGUGAGGAUAGUGAUGGUAAUGCGCCUAGAUUGGAUACUUUUUCGGGGUCACAAUGA